AUGGCGACAUCACAUACAGAUCCAUAUGAAAUUCUUAAAGCGUCCAAAACAAGUAACCCUUACCAGUUGCGUUGGGCAUAUCGACAGCGUAUUCUAGAUCUGAAACUCGAUCGACAACGAAAUCCAACUAAUCGUCGAAUAUCUCCAGAACAAUUCAGACAGGUGUGCCGCGCUUACGAAACCUUAACAGUUCCAAAGAAAAAAGAGUUGUAUGAUCAACGACAAGAAUGGACGUCGACUUUAGACAUAUCCAAAUAUACACUGCAACAAUUAGCAGCUGAACCCGAUCUAGCUGACGAAUUGAAACGACGAUUAAAAAAUGCGAAAUUGAGACAAAUUAAUACGCAAGAUGCUGGGUCAGGUCAAACACCAUUGUACUGUGCAGCACGAGCUGGUAAUGUUCAAGCUGUACACUAUCUCGUCGAGCAAGAUGCUAAUCCUGAUCUCGUUCAACGCUCAGGUAGUACCGCUUUACAUGCUGCUGCAUUCUUCGGACAUCCAGAGAUGGUCCGAUGUUUGCUCGAGUGUGGAGCCAACUAUACAAUCAAAAACGCCUAUGACAAUCUAGCUGGAUAUGAAAUAGAAGAUAAAGAUGUGAUGAGAGUUCUACUAGAAUUAAAAGAAACUCUGUUCGUACAAACAGCUGCGAAUCAAUUGGAAUGGUUAAAGAACAAUAUUGAUCGCAUCGGUGAUCAUAUUGAUACACAGUACUAUAAUCAACGGCAAACACUGCUUCAUUGUGCAUGUAAAAAAGGAUAUUUUGGAAUUGUGAAAUGGCUUACUGAUGAACGUCAUGCAAAUCUUGACCUUGUUGACAUCAAUCUAAAUAGUCCACUACACUUGGCUGCUCAUAGUGGUUAUUCGGACAUCGUUGGUCAUCUGCUUGAAAAAGGUGCCAAUUCAAGUCUCAUCAACAAGUGGGGAAUGACAGCAGAGCAAGAAGGAGUCUUUCAUGGAAGUAAAAUCACAGAUUUGUUUCAAGCGAUGAAAGACAGAAAUAUGUUUGAUAUGGCAAGAGAUGGUGUACAAUGGUGGUUUGAAUACUAUUUUGAAGAUAACUCACCGAAUGCUGUUGAUGGACGUGGAACAAGUGUGCUAUAUGUUGCCUGCCGAUUUGGUCAAACAUCUGUUGCAAAAUGGUUGUUAGACAGAGGUGCAAAUAUCAAUUUUCAACUGCCAAGUGUUCGAAGUACACCAUUGCAUGUUGCUACAUUUCGUGGUCAUGUCUCUACAGUUGAGUUAUUGUUAUAUCGAGGUGCAGAUAUCAAUAUAAGAAAUGCAGAUGGUGCAACACCACUGGAGGACGGUCCAAACAGUGAAAUAAAAAAAUUGCUCGAACAGUAUCGAAAUAGUGUGGCAGUUGACAAAUUUAUUCCUGUACAUGUGUAUAGCGAUGGCAAGAAGGCGGGUGAAGGGCCUCUGGCAAAAGUUCAAUUACACUAUAAUGCAACCAUUGAUGAUCUUAUUGACGCUUUGCCUGAUUCAUUACGGCAAACACAUCGUUGGUUUUCAAUUGCACGCAGUCCGUUAGAUUUUCCCUCUNUAAAAAAAUUGCUCGAACAGUAUCGAAAUAGUGUGGCAGUUGACAAAUUUAUUCCUGUACAUGUGUAUAGCGAUGGCAAGAAGGCGGGUGAAGGGCCUCUGGCAAAAGUUCAAUUACACUAUAAUGCAACCAUUGAUGAUCUUAUUGACGCUUUGCCUGAUUCAUUACGGCAAACACAUCGUUGGUUUUCAAUUGCACGCAGUCCGUUAGAUUUUCCCUCUGAUGAAACACCAUUGAUCUCUGCAGUAUGCCGUGCUCGUCAUGCCAAUUCAAUAUUCGUUGAUCUACCAAUAUGCCUUAUAGGUUACACUUCACCACGAUACAUGAACAGUGGUUAUACAUCCAGGAAUAAACUUGAUGGCUAUAGUCUACGUGCUUUUCAGGCUAUGUUUCGUUCCAAACAAAAGAACAAAUCAUUUCAUGUUAAAGGUCAAUCCAGCGAAGCACAAUCAUUUACAAUUGACAAUUUAUUAUUUACGUUCGCUCCAUGUUGUGCUGAUCGUGACACACUCAUUGAUGUAGAGUAUCUUUUUUCGCCCAAUGCCGAACAAUUUCGACUACCAGAAUGUGUUUGUCUAUUUAAAACAAACUAUUGCGAUGAAAACGAUAAACUAAAUGACACGCCAACAGUCACAGUAAAAAAUGAAGCGAAUGUCAAACUGUACACAUGGAUACCAUCAUCGCCCUAUUGGUUCUCUUACAGAGAUCAACAGAAUCGUUUAUCACGCAUUGGAGGUGUUCAUGCACUGGUUCGUCAUGUUGAAAUCAUUCCCAAGUCACUUUAUUUUCCACCUGACAUGUUCAUUCAGAGUGCUGUCGGAAAACUAUUCGACCAACGGCACAAGCCUGUGCCAUGUGAAUACCUGAAAAUAUGUGAGGUUGAUUCGCAACGUUUUCCACAUCAGGCCUAUCACGGCACCAACAUCAAUGUUAUUCUGUCGAUAUUGAUGGAUGGACUUGUUAUGCCAAGCACAGUAGUUUCUACAGGUUAUCGAGUUUGCCCACCGGCAGGUCAUAUCGCUCGAGGAGUGUCAGCUUUUGGAAUUGAUGAUUUUGCUAAUGCACUGUUCGUCAGUCCAAGUAUACACUAUUGUUCGGAUCCUGUUUAUGCUGUGACAUUUUCUUCUGGCGAUCGCCGAAUGAUAGCCGUGCUCGAUUGUCGAAUUGAACACGACAAGUUUCGUACGUUUCGAAGUACUGUUCCAAGCUAUGUCCCACAUCCUGGUGAUGAUUUGAAUGCUAUUGAGUGGCGUAUCACACGGCCGUCGGCAAUUCAAAUCGUUGGCAUUAUCUUCAUUCCUAUGAUGGAAUCGCGCUCAGCAGCAGCACGUUUACGAGCAAACAAACUAGGUCUUAAAGAAGAUGAAGUUCAUUAA
Molecule: messenger RNA, 2919 nt
Organism: Adineta ricciae
Lineage: Eukaryota; Metazoa; Rotifera; Eurotatoria; Adinetida; Adinetidae
Source: the annotation of a GenBank genome assembly